Messenger RNA from Balaenoptera musculus (blue whale), 3511 nucleotides. RefSeq names its product transmembrane protein 207 (gene TMEM207). Lineage: Eukaryota; Metazoa; Chordata; Mammalia; Artiodactyla; Balaenopteridae. The record is from RefSeq and is a predicted model, not a curated record. The transcript has 6 exons. The coding region runs from base 130 to 609 and encodes 159 amino acids.
ACAAGGAGCCAGCAUUAAUGAGUGCCCUGGCAGGAAGCAGAACUUAUAGAGAAGCUAACAAGUUCUGAGAAAGACGGAGAUAAACACAGGCAGCAAACCACUAUCUUUGAGCCUGUUGUCCUUUAAGAUAUGUCGAGAUCCAGACUUCUAAGUGUCACUUCGGUGGUCUCAAAAACAGGAAUCUUGUGUUUGCCACUAUUCCAGUUGGUGCUAUUGGACUCACCAUGUGAAGAAAACAAAAUGCUUAAUUCUUCUCAGAAUUCUAUUCGGGAGAUGGGAAGAAGGUGCACAAACUAUAAAGAUCAGUACACAAGUGGCUGGUAUAUCUGGUUCUUGCUGCUGAUUUUCCUGGUGGCUCUUCUCUGUGGAGCAGUGCUCUUCUGCCUCCAGUGGUGGCUGAGGAAACUCCAAAAUGGUCCCCGAAGACGCACCAUGGCUGUUUUUGCUGUUGGAGACUUGGACCCUGUUUAUGGGACAGAAGCAGCUGUGAAUCCAACUGUUGGAAUGCACCUUCAAACUCAAAAUCCUGAACUGUAUCAUGUUCCAUGUUUUGGUGCUUUAGGCCCCCCACCUCCAUAUGAAAAAAUUCUAAAAUCAAGCCGAUUUUAGAUCUGGAUGAUUAAUUGAAACUAUUAGAAAUAUUUUUAAUUCCAAAACAUAAAAUUUAAGAACAGUUCUUUCAUUUAGUGGGAAUUCCUAAAGAUCAAUUAAUGUAGUCUAAAAAAGGACAAAUAGACAAAAGCAUGAAUGUAGGAAAAGAAUUUGGGGCAUGGAGAUGUUUCCGUAGUAAAUUAGUGGACUCUUGGUAUGUCACUGCUGCUUUAUACUUUUAUGCUCCUAAUCAAGUUUCUCCAUGUACUCAAAUAGGCAGUACUUAACUCAAGGAGUGGCUUCCAUUAAGUUUAGGAUUCCGCUGUCGUACACAUCACAAAUUUUUCUGCCUCAAUCUCUAUUUUAAUUUGACCUCUUCCCUAGUACGGAGUGAAUAAAAUUAUCAUAAUUUAACAGUGACCCAAAUAGAGAUGCAUACAUGUCCAGACCCAGAACCAGAAAGAGAAUAUUUGAAUUAGGGUGAGGGGAGAGAGUAGGAAGAAGGACCAUUUGGAGUUGAAGGGUGAAGGAUGAAUGAAGAGGAAGAUUAAAAGUUCAAGGAGUUGUAUGUCACAGUCUGAGAAGGGAGAAAGUGUUGAUUGAAGCUGAAGGAGACCACUUAAGCUGUGAGGCACAUGUAAUCCCACAGUGUGGAGAAGCAGAGGCUCCCAUUUUAUAUGAGUGAGUGCAGACUCCAGAGCCCAAGACCGGUGCCUCAAGACUUGACAUUUCUUAGCAAACCAUGGUAAGAACCCUUGGCAUAGAUAUCAGUAUUCCCAUUGAGGACUCUACCUACAGAAGUAGCAGUGAGAUAUCAUCAAGUGACAUUUUUGCAGUGGCCAUGAGCAAGGGGUCCAGAAAAGACAUCCAUGGCAGACGCCAUAUGGUCUUUGUUGAACGGAACGGUUGACAUCUUCACUUGUUAGUCUAAUAUACCUUUCAAAUUUAACUUUGACCAAGCUUAUCUCCUAAUUUCUUCCCAAACAUGUUUAUCCAAACCUUCCCUAUCUCAAUUGAUGGUAAUAGCAACCUUCCAGGUGCUCAGACCAAAUAACUUGAGCCUUGAAUUUUCCGUUUAUGUGACUUCCUACAUCAGGAAAUGCCUUAGCUUGGCUCUACCUUCAGAACAGUUCUAGAUUCUAAACAUUUCUUACUCCAUCUCUGGUGUGAGCCAUGUACUGUCAGUUCUUCCCUGGAUUACUGUAAUAGCAUCUAAAUGGGUCUGUUUGCUCCCAGCUUUGCCCUCCUAUAUUCUGUUUCCAACACAGUAACUAGAGUAGCAUUUCUUAUAGCAUAAGGAGGAUCAUGUUCCUUAACUAAACUCCAAUGACAACACAUCUCACUCAGAAAAUGACAAAAGUCCUCGACACAUGGCCCUAGAGGAUCCAUAUGCCUCUCAGUUCUCCUUUCUAGUGACUCUCGCCCUUACUCAUUUGCUCCAGGAACCCUGCCCUCAAACCUGCCAGGCUGUACCUGACCCCCAUCUGACCUUUCCUGCCUUAGCGCUUUCUGUUCCUUUUGCCUGCAAAACUCUUCUCCCGGAUAUCAACAUUGCUUCACGCCUUCACCUCCUGUAAAUCUUUGUUUGAAAGUCACUUUUUCAGUGAGGUCUGCCCUGAUUACCCUACUUUAAAUUGCAAUUUCUCCCAACCCUAGCACUUUCACCUCCUUGUCUCAGGUACACUACUCCUUUUCCCAUAACAUCUAUUGUCUUCUACUUAUCAUCUUCUACUAUACUGCAUAGUAAAAUUCUGUUUAUAAUCUGCUGUCGGCCUUCCCUUGCUAGAACAUAAAUCCAUGAAGGGAGGGAUCUUUGUGUCAUACACUAAUUUAUAUCCCAAGCCUCUAAAGCAGCCUGGCACUUAGUAUGUAUUCAAACAAUUUUAUAAGGAAAGCUCACUAGUUCUCGAAAUUUCCAAAAAUAACUGGACAGGAAUUUGACGGGAAUGAAGCCUUACAAAAGUGACUGUGGCUAAGAGCCAGGGACAGCUGACAGUGCUGUAUAACUUUAAGUUAUACAUGGUAGAUUGAACAUAUCCAUUCUCUUCUUAAACCCAUGAAGAUUAUAGUAAAGGAGUAAAAGGGCUUUUGAAUUCACAAGAACAAAGAGAGUGGCAAGAAGAUGAUGAAGAAAAUUAGCAACAAGUUUUAGUACAUGGAAAGAUGUCUAAGAUAGAUAAAGAUAGAUAAAUCAUAACUGACUGGGGUUUCAAGUUUCUCCGCUAUGCUAAAGGACUUAUGGAAAGAAACAGAAUAAUCAAGCAAAUUCCUGCUGUACCAAUGCAGAAAUGCCCAAGAGUUAGAGGCAAGAGAGGUGAAGAGAAUUUUGGGAAUGAUGAUGAACUUCAUCUACAGGAAGAUAGCAUUGAAGCAGCCUAGAGAAGAGCCAGUUCCAGUCAGAACAUGACAGUGAAUAGCUAUAGGAGAAUAAGAGGUAAGAUUAAGGAAAAAUCUGUAAUGAAAAUGUGGUGAUAAACUAACGAUUGGUAAAUAGAAAGUGAAGAAACUGAAAAAACAAGGUGAUUAUAAAUCUAUGAAAAACAAAAGUUGGAUUAACGGCCCAAAUGGUUAAGUUGUGAAUAAUGUAAAUAAUUGAUGUUGAAUUAUAAAAUGAGGGUUAUUCAUAUUGACAGUGUAGGCAGAGGAGGAAAGUUUGGAUGAGGGGAGGUGGGUUAGGGUUAGAAAGUAUAUCCUAAUCUCAGAUUGUGUGGAAUCAAUGAAUAAUAUCUAAAUUUUUUUAAAAAUCAAGAAAUAGUAGUAAAGUACAUCAUGUGGAAAUAUCAUAAAUAUCUGAAACAAAAUGCCAAAGAGUUGAAAAUUAUUUCCUCAAGAAGUAAUAUUUGGAGAUAAUGCUGUGUGGGAACAGGUAGAGCAGAGAUGUGUUGAUUUUCAUCAUGAGCCUAUAGUACUAUUUGACUUU